UUAUAAGGGCUAAAGCAAGCACCAAGGGCGUGGAAUACCAGGAUCGAUAAAUAUCUUGAAGAUAAUGGCUUCACCAAAUGCCCACAUGAGCAUGCGCUCUAUGUGAAAAGUAAAGGAAAUGAUAUCUUAUUAGUGUGCUUGUAUGUGGAUGAUCUCAAUUUCACAGGAAACAAUCCAAGCAUGUUCAAAGAAUUCAAGAAGGCCAUGACUGAGGAAUUUGAGAUGAUAGACAUCGGGCUGAUGGCAUACUAUCUCGGAGUAGAAGUAAAGCAACUUGAAGAUGGAGUAUUCAUCUACGCAAAGGAGAUUCUAAAGAAGUUCAAAUGGAGGAUUGCAAACCAAUCAACACACCGUUGGAAUGCGGGGUCAAGCUAUCAAAGAUACAAUAAAGAGGAAAAGGUGGAUCCGACACUAUACAAGAGCUUGGUUGGAAGCCUAUGGUACUUAACUUGCACAAGGCCGGAUUUAUUGUACGCUACAGGGCUCGUAAGUCGGUACAUGGAGAAUCCAACCACUACUCACUUCAAGGCAGCAAAGAGAAUACUCCGAUAUCUCAAAGGUACGAUCGACUAUGGCCUAUUAUAUUCAACUACUAAUGAUUAUAGACUUGUUGGCUAUAGUGAUAGUGAUUGGGUUGGAGAUACCGAUGACCGAAAAAGUACAACUGGAUAUGUGUUCUACAUGGAAGACACUGCCUUCGCUUGGAUGUCUAAGAAGCAACCCAUUGUCACUUUAUCAACCUGUGAAGCCGAAUAUGUGGCAGCCACCUUCAGUGUUUGUCAUGCAUUUUGGCUUAUAAGUUUAUUAUCGGAGCUCGGGGUGGCCACAAAAGGAGACAACAACUAUUUGUGUGGAUAACAAGUCGGUGAUUGCACUCUCCAAGAAUCCAGUAUUCCACAACUAAAGCAAGCACAUCGACAUCCGCUACCACUACAUCAGAGAAUGUGUUGCAAAUCAGGAGAUUCAUGUCGAGUAUGUGAAAUCGCAAGAUCAAGUUGCUGAUAUUUUC
This is a messenger RNA of Salvia splendens (bonfire salvia), 1009 nucleotides long. Its product is annotated as secreted RxLR effector protein 161-like. The record is from RefSeq and is a predicted model, not a curated record. The transcript has a single exon. NCBI's taxonomy places the organism in Eukaryota, Viridiplantae, Streptophyta, Magnoliopsida, Lamiales, Lamiaceae. The coding region runs from base 181 to 858 and encodes 225 amino acids.